Messenger RNA from Letharia columbiana, 1317 nucleotides. RefSeq lists its product as uncharacterized. NCBI's taxonomy places the organism in Eukaryota, Fungi, Ascomycota, Lecanoromycetes, Lecanorales, Parmeliaceae. Gene Ontology annotation, cellular component: cytosol. The record is from RefSeq and is a predicted model, not a curated record. Bases 1 to 1317 code for a protein of 438 amino acids. Gene Ontology annotation, molecular function: glyoxylate reductase (NADPH) activity; hydroxypyruvate reductase [NAD(P)H] activity; NAD binding. The transcript has 2 exons.
AUGGGCUCUACUGCCGAUUCCUCAUACGACACCAAACACAUCCACACCCCCAAUGACAACGACAACAACCACACAAACGGUAUCAUCUCCAAACCUACCAUCCUCCACCUCGGCGAUCCGAUCCUCUACAACCACACGCUCCACUCCCAGCUCUCCUCCAAAUACAACAUCAUCAACCCCCCUCCCUCCUCCCUACAGCGCUCCGUCUUCAAACAACAUCUCGAAGACAAAACAUGGGGAGACUUCUCGGCGACGAUACGGCCAUUCUGGAAUACGGGCGGGGAGAUGGGGUUGUGGGAUAGAGAAUUGAUUGAAUUGCUGCCGACGAGCAUGCAGGUGAUGGCGAGUGCGGGGGCGGGGUUCGACUGGGUUGAUACUGGGGUCCUGGCGGAAUUCGGCAUUCUCUACUGCAAUGGGGCGCACGCCUCCACCGAAUCCGUCGCCGACAUGGCGCUUUACCACAUCCUCUCCGUUUUCCGCCACAUGACCUGGUCCUCCCUCGCCGCGCGAUCGAGUUCUUCCGAUGAAUGGACCAAGGCGCACCAGCUGAUCCCCUUUGAGUCUCACAAUCCGCGAGGCCAUACCCUCGGCAUAAUAGGCCUGGGUAACAUCGGGCAUGCGAUUGCGAAAAAAGUCCGGGCCGCAUUCGGCAUGAAGAUUAUAUACCAUGAUGUCAUCCAGAAGAACGCGGACAUGGAACGGGAAGCAGAUGCCAUCUUCUGCCCGUCCAUGGAGGAGCUGCUCACGUUAUCCGAUUGCGUCUUGAUAGCCACCCCGUACACGGGCCGCCCGCUCCUCCACGCACACACCCUCUCCCUCCUCCCCGCCGGCGCCCGCGUCGUCAACAUAGCCCGCGGCGUCUGCAUCGACGAAGACGCCCUCGCCGACGCCUUGGACAGCAAACACAUCAGCGCGGCCGGACUGGACGUGCACGCGCACGAACCGCGGGUCAGCGAACGGUUGAGCAAGAUGUUCAACGUCACAUUGACGUCGCAUACGGGCGGCGGGAGCGUGGAAACGGCGACGGCGUUCGAGAAACUGGUGAUGCAGAACGUGGAGGCGGUGCUGGAAGGGCGGGAGGCGCUGACGGCGGUGAAUCAGGGGUUGGUGGACAGAUAUCGGUUUUCGCGGGGCCAGAAGGAAACGAAUGGGGUGCACGGACACGAGGAAGUGAAUGGGACGAAAGCCGUAGCCGAGAGCCCGAUGAGUACGGGUGGGAAUGGGGGCGUGACGAAUGGGGAAACGAGCAACGGAGUCAUGGACGCCGGUGUUGGGAACGACAACGGGACCCCGAGCACGGCGGUCGGGAAUACAUGA